Messenger RNA from Fundulus heteroclitus (mummichog), 5352 nucleotides. RefSeq lists its product as uncharacterized. The record is from RefSeq and is a predicted model, not a curated record. Gene Ontology annotation, molecular function: nucleic acid binding. The transcript is spliced from 5 exons. The coding region runs from base 1 to 4797 and encodes 1598 amino acids. Gene Ontology annotation, biological process: DNA integration. Lineage: Eukaryota; Metazoa; Chordata; Actinopteri; Cyprinodontiformes; Fundulidae.
AUGAGUGACAUAAUUAAACUUGUCGGCCAGCAGGUGGCGGAUAGCAUAGUCGCACACCUCAGUCCAGCACAUAGUACGCCAACACCCAGCACCCCAGUUGUGCACAGUGCUCCCACCACCCACGGUUCUGCACACAACCUUGACCUGUCACAAGUCCAACUGGUGCCUCACAGGAAGCUGAAGGAGCCCCCAACCUUCGUAGGUGAUGUCACAGACGCUGUGGAUGUUCAUGGAUGGGAGGACCUGAUGAAGGAUUACAUAAAGAGGGCGAACAUUAGACCAGAGCAGCAGGCUGAGGAAAUACUCAUUCAUCUCAGAGGUCGAGCUAAAGAUGUUGUGAAGUUUGGUUUGAGAAACAGUGGUGUUGAUAUGACUCUAAACCCAGAUGCCAUUUAUGCUCUCCUCCGUAAGCAUUUUGCUGCUGUGCCCUACUCUCCUCUCCCCCUAGCAGACUUUUACACCACACUGCCAAGAGAGAAUGAGGAUGCGUACGACUACUGGCUGAGGCUCAACCAGGCUGCAGAUGUUGCUGCUGACCGCCUCAAGGAACAGGGUAAGGAGCUGCACUGCCCCAGUCUUGAAGUGACGCGCAUGUUUAUCAAGAACUGCCCAUCCAAGGAGCUCGCCAUGACCUUCAGGUCGAAAACAAUUGACAAGUGGACUGCAGUGGAGGUUCAAGAUGUGCUGGAUGAGUUUCACGCGGGGAGGGGUUUGAGAGGUGCUACUGCUGCCACUGUGAGUAGAAUGCCCAGUGAGAAUGUGCAUGUGAAUAAAGUCGAGAUGCUUCACACUGCAGCACCUCCGCCUGACUCUAGAGACUCUCCCACACCCAGGUCAUCUGAUUUGGCUGCUCUUGAACGUGUAGUUAACAUGCUGGAGAAAGUUCUGCUGGAGAAGUCUGCUCCAAACUACGCUAAUGCUCCCAGACAGGCCAGACCCAGACCUCCUAGGAUUGAGGGUCUGAAUGCCCUGCCGUGUGCUACGCCGCUGUCCCGUGCAGUCAUCGUCCACUCCAUCUGCGCAGCUGGAAAACUAAUGGAUCUGCACCCAGGGGAGGACGGUGUGGAUCCUGUUGGUGUCCCUCCCACAAGUGAUACUGAGGACUUUGAGUCAGUCUUUGAGUCAGUUUGUUCAAGCAUGCCUCCAAUCGAGGAUCUGUCUCCACCUGACCAAAUCCAAGGUCACUCUCAGUCCAUCACAGAUCCUGCGACUCCGAGGUCCAAAGAGGAUGUCAGACGUGUGUUGGACAAGCUGGGUCUGCCUGAUCUGGACUUGGACUCGUGCGCCGUCUCGGACCUCUGGAGGGAUAAGCUUCUACAGAUCAUCGAGAGACAUGAAUCUAUCUUCUCACGACACAAGAUGGAUUGCGGAGAGGCGUCUGAUUUUGUGCACAAGAUACAUCUGGUGGAUGAGAGGCCGUUCCGGCUGCCUUACCGCAGGGUAGCACCGAGCCACUAUGAGAAGUUGAGAACAGCGCUCAAUGAGAUGGAGGAAAGAGGGAUCAUUCGCAAAUCAACCAGUGAGCCGAUGCGCUUGCUGCGCUCGGGGGAAAUGUCCUCUUUUCCACCAUGGACCUCACCUCGGGUUUUUACAAUGUGCCCUCUGCAUGAAGACCACAAGAAAUACACAGCCUUCUCAUCACCGUUUGGCCUGCAUGAAUACAACCGGAUGCCUCAGGGUCUGUCGAACAGCCCAGCUACAUUCAUGCGCAUGAUGCUUUCUAUUUUUGGAGAUGAGAAUUUCACCAGUCUUUUGUGCUAUUUGGACGAUCUCAUGGUUUUUGGGCCCACUGAAGAGAUAGCACUCCAGCGCUUGGAGAUGGUGUUUUCUCGCUUGAAGAAUCAUAACCUCAAGCUGGCGCCGAAAAAGUGCCACUUCUUGCGGAGAUCCGUGAAGUUUCUCGGGCACGUCGUUUCUGGAUCGGGCGUGCAGACAGAUCCUGGAAAAGUUGACGCUAUUACCCAAGUGAAGGUGUCUGAUCUCAUGGACAGUGAUGGUGUCACUCCUUCACAGAAGAAGAUCCGUUCAUUCUUGGGGAUGGUGCUGUAUUAUCAGCAUUUCAUUGAGGAUUGCUCCACUAAAGCCAGGCCCCUGUUUAAGCUACUCUCAGAACAGAAGACUGUGGGGAAAUCCCGGCACAGGAGGAUGUCUGACAGAAAGCGCUCUACUCAAGUGAAACUCUCAGCAGAUGACUGGACGUCUGAGUGUCAGACUGCCUUUGACACUCUAAAAAAUGAUCUGUCUCACAGCGCAACCCUAGCUCAUCCUGAUUUCGAGAGGGCCUUCAUUCUCGCUGUGGACGCUUCGUUUGACGGGAUUGGAGCUGUCCUAUCGCAGAUUCAGCCUGGUGAGAAAGUGGCUAGACCAGUUGCUUUCGCUAGCAGAACACUGUCAAAAUCCCAGUUGAACUAUCCAGCUCACAGGCUUGAAUUCCUCGCCUUAAAGUGGGCCAUAUGUGACAAGUUCUCACAUUGGCUAAAAGGGAGACAUUUCACUGCAUGGUCUGAUAACAACCCGUUGACCUAUAUCCUGACGAAGCCCAGGUUGGACGCCUGUGAACAAAGAUGGGUAGCAAAGUUAGCGGCAUAUGACUUUGAUCUGAAAUAUGUUCCAGGGUCCAAGAACACCGUCGCUGACGCCCUGAGCCGUGAACCCUUCGUCCAGUCCAGCAUAGGUCAUCGUCUGAUUAAAGAGCCCUACCUGUCCUUGUUGGAUGAAGUCAAUGGAGUUGUCACUGGGACAGUGCAAGACGCCUUCCGACUAACCACCAACUGCCAGGCUGUUCAGACUGCUGCUGAAUCCACAGGUGAGGGUCACAGUCCAGCGCAGCCUGGAGGCGCCAUCGGUGCUGAGGAGGUGUCAGCCAUCCUGGAUGCUCACUGCGCUGGUGGCAUUUCCCAUCUGUCCGGUGCAAAUCCAUCCUUGUUGCAGUUACCUGACGAAGACCCGUCCAUUGUUAUUCCACGCAGUCAGUUACACAACCUGCAGCAACAAGAUGCUACUGUGAACAGAGCACUCUUCUAUGUUCAGCGACAUAGGAAACCAAAUGCACAUGAGAGGGCGGCUGAGUCGAGCUGUGUGCUCCGGCUUUUGAAACAUUGGGAGAGAUUAAAAGUGUGUAAUGGGAUUCUCUACAGAGUCAAGAGGGACCAUCGCAUGAACAAAAAGAUCUUUCAGGUUGUCAUACCUGAGUCCCUGAAACAUCAAGUCCUCCACGGUGUUCAUGAUGCAGCCGGCCACCAGGGCCGUUCAAGAACUCUCUCCCUGGCCAGUGAGAGAUUCUUCUGGACCGGCAUGGGAAAAGAUGUUGUGGCACAUGUGAAGCACUGCCAGAGGUGCAUUCUGGGAAAAACCCCUGAGCCAGCUGCCAGUGCCCCUCUUGAGAAUAUCCGCACCUCAGCUCCUAUGGAGCUAGUCUGCAUUGAUUUUUGGACGGCAGAGUCAGGUGACAAGAAGACCACUGAUGUUCUUGUGGUUACAGACCAUUUCUCAAAAUUAGCACUGGCUUUUCCCUGUAGAAACCAAUCUGCAAAGCAAGUUGCCCGCUGCUUGUGGGACAAGUUCUUCUGCAUUUACGGAUUCCCCAAGCGAAUCCACUCUGACCAGGGUGCUAAUUUUGAGAGCAGGCUCAUCAGAGACCUUCUCGAAAUGGCAGGUGUACAUAAAUCUCACACGACUCCGUACCACCCCAUGGGCAAUGGUAUCACAGAAAGAUUUAACAGAACCCUUGGUGGCAUGAUAAGGACUCUUUCCCCGAAGUACAAGUGUAAAUGGCCGCAAAUGCUCCAGAUGUUAACUUUCAGCUACAACUGCACAGUGCAUGAGACCACGGGCUUCGCGCCAUUUUACUUGAUGUUUGGGCGCAUCCCACGCUUGCCGGUUGAUGUUAUGUUCCAUCAUGUCCUGGAGAAUGUCAGUGUUGUCAGCCACCAUGAGUUUGUGGAUCAUCUGAGGAGGGAUCUUUCUGAGGCUGCACAGAUUGCUCGACAGCAUGCCCAUGAUGAGCAGAAUCGUCAUGCUAAAAUCUACAACCGCAAGGUCAAAGGGUCGCCGCUGGCUGUAGGUGACAGAGUGCUGCUGGCCAAUCGAGGUGAAAAGGGCAAGAAAAAGGUCGCAGACCGGUGGGAUUCAACCCCUUUUGAUGUGGUGUCUGUCAAACCUGAAAUACACGUGUACAGGAUCCGAGAUGCUGCUACAGGAAAGGAGAAGGUUGUGCACAGGAACAUGUUGCUUCCUGUAGACUUCCUGUCAUUCCCUGAGCCGCCUGGCUCACAGGCAGUCUCUGGUGAGCCACAGUCCGCAGUGUCAUGUCAGAGCGACCGGUGUUGUGUUGUGGAUGGCCGGGAGGCUGCUCAAUCACGCACUAUGGAUUGGCUCAUGCAGUCCCCAGACCAGGUUGAGGAGGAGAAUGGGAGUGUUUCGAGUAGUGAUGGCAUCAGCAACGCCUCACUCGUGGUUGCUGUGGACACAAGCAAGUCAGGGGAGCUGCCAAACUGUACCACUGAAGACCUUGUGCAGCACACAUCUCCCAACACUGCUGCACAGAACUCAGUCUCAGACCCAGUGCAUGACACGAGUCACUUCCCUACUGAUGUGCCCAUUGCUAUGAGUGACUCUCUCAGUCCAGAUGAGGUUGAGCUAGAAGAAGUGGUGUGCACACAUCCAGUCAUUACACAGACCCCUCCAGCUUUCUCACGGUGUGGAAGAGCCAUUAAACAUCCAAAUAGGUUGAUUUGUGAGAUGUUGGGCCAGAGAUUUGUGGGGAAUACUGAUACGCACCUGUCAAUCUGUGUGUAAUUUAACUGCUGAGGUUUCUGUGACUACCAGUCACUUGAAUUUAUUUUCUUUCAUUUAAUGUGAUCUAAAGAUGUGUGUAAUACACUAAAAAGAGCAAAGACAUGUACAAUGUAAUGAGAUGUAAAAGGCAUCUCUGGUUGUCUGUGAUAUGUACAGGUUUUGGUACCUCCCUGUGCCUACGCACUUCUAAUGGUAGAAUUUCUGAUAUUGACUUUUUCGUACAUCACUGCUCGGGAUACACAGUAUUUUUUAUUUUUUUAAAUUAUUUUUUUUCUCUCUCUCUCUCUUUCUUAUUGAGCAUAUGUUUUUGUUUUGCUCUUGGUGUUUCCGAUCUGUGUUGCCCCUAUUUGGCAUAAUUUAAGGGGGGUGUAUGUAACGGAGCAGAAGAGCUCAGGUUAAAUUAUGUGAAACCAGGCGCAACACCGCCACCUACUGACGUAGUGGGUACGUGGGGUGGGGAACGCCACAGCGGCGAGAGGAUUUAUAUGGAUCAUAAUUGUCCCGCGAGACUGCUGUUUACCCACGCCGCUGCUGUGUCGUCUGCUGUGUUGCAGG